ACCUAACGCGGCUAACGCGGCGGAACUCUCGUUUGAAGUGGAUCAGUGGACCUCUCUCCUGCAAGACUCCUCCUGCAACCCACCGCCGACGGCGGAACUCUCUCGGUUCUCGUUUCGUAUCGGAGAGGGAGGAGAGAGAGGGCCAGGCGGGCGGCGGUGGAUGAAUACCUCUCAAUACCUCACUCACGUGAUCACUUGAGCUGCACACAAAUACAUGACGCAGCUCAGAUAUGUGCACGGAAGCAUCAGGCACAGAAGCAUCAAGGUGUCGCUUUCGUCUGGAAUACAUUUCUAGACACAUCAAGACCGGAGAUGUAUUGCACGUUGUUGUGUACGCAGAGGGCCGUUCGUACACAGCAAUGCAGCAGCAAGCAGCAAGCAGUGGAUGCCGUGGUUAUGUCUCGAUCAAGACCGCACGCACCGCCCGGGAGAGGCGGCAGGGUCGACUUGUUAGGGUAGCAACCUACAAUGUGCGUACACUGGCCGUGAACGGGGCCAACGGCUAUGGGAGAGCCGACAGCGUCUUACACGAGGCAGCGAAACAGGGCAUUUCGUUUGUCGGUCUGCAGGAGGUCAGGAGACCAGGGCGAACGGAGUUCGCAGCAUCCGGUUUUCGGGUGUUCACCUGUGGCACGGACAAGGGUGGUACGCAUGGCGUCGGAAUCGCUGUGGAGGAGACGCUGUGCAAAUCCUCCCAGUACACCACGGAGUACGUGGACGAGCGCCUCAUGGCUAUGAGGUUUGAGAUGAUGGGCCACCGCGGAGCGGUGACCUUCGUGGCUGCGUAUGCCCCAACAGACGUGGCCACCACCGAGAGCAAACACAUGUUCUGGGAAAAACUUGACAGUCUCGUGCGUCGUACCCCCGCUAAGGAGUAUCUUUUCGUGCUCAUGGAUGCCAAUGCCCAGACCGGAGGAGGGAUAGCCGGGGAAAACGAAAGAACCAUGGGCGAGUACGGGCGCAAUGAGCUGAACGACAACGGUCGGCUGCUGCUGACCUUCGCCACAGACAACAGACUAGCGGUCCUCAACACCUUCUUCGACACACGGAAGAGCGGGAUAUGGCAUACGUUCAACGGCCCGUCGGGACGCGAACGUAGGUGCCUCGAUUACAUCCUGACGCGCCAAUCACACCGCGACCGAGUGUCCAACAUGGAGGUCGUACCUCAGCCAGUGCGCCCAGUCAGAGCGGACUCAGACCACAACAUCGUAGUAGCCACCGUCGACCUCGGUGGCCGGCUGGCCCACAACCGACCUAUCCGGACAAACCCCAAACGGCGGCAGUUCAACCGACAGGAUCUGCAGGUCGAGGCAGCGCGAUGGGCGGUGUCCCAACGGUUUCUCUGCAACUUGCUCGCGAGGUCGGGCGCGCCGGCGACCACCGCUCAGGAAAUGGCGAAGGAGUUCACGGAGGCCCUGCUUGGCGCGGCGGAGACGGAGCUGUCUGAGGAACCCCGGAGGCGGCGCACCCCGGAAUGGAACAUGACCGCCGCGGCACGGGCAGCCCUGGCGACCGCCCUUGACAAGCGACGGGCGGCGCGGCAUGCCUUCAAGGCCAGACCGAACGCAGCAACGUGGAGGACCCUCAAAGCAGCGUGCAAGGGGGUGAAGGCAACAAUCGCAACGAGCGUCUAUGACCACCUGGAAGGGUACGUGACGGAGCUCGAAGCGAUUUAUCAGGACCGCGACAUGCGGGGGCUGCACCAACACCUCAAGCGAUCAACGGGCCUCAGCGGGAGACAAGCUGGGGGGCAGCAGUUCGUUACAGAUGAGAACGGCGUGCUGCUCCGGAACAAGAAUGCCAUCCUCAAGCGGUGGCGGAGAUUCUUCGAUACCCUCCUGAACUCCAAGUCCCCCACCCUGAACCCAGACGUUGUCGAACAGGUGACGCAGCGACCAGCGACGCGCGCCAUCCGACACCUGGCGGCGGUACCAGACCUCGAGGAGAUUGAGGUGGCAACGAAAGGUUUGGGGAACUGGAAGGCGGUUGGCCCCGACCUCCUUGCCGCCGAACUGCUCAAGGUCGACGGCGACGACGAGCCCAUUGUCCUGGAGCGCCUCCGUGCCAUCUUCGUCGAAGUGUGGAAUGGGGGAGAGAUGCCGCAGGAGUGGAAGGAUGCAUUCAUUAAGGUGUUGUACAAUAAGGGUGACCGGACGAACUGCAACAACUUCAGGGGCAUCUCGCUGCUCUCGCAUGUAGGCAAAAUACUCGCCAAGACCAUCACCAACCGCCUGAGCGCAUUCUGCGAAGCCAACGAAAUCCUCCCGGA
Ectocarpus sp. CCAP 1310/34 is the source of this 2269-nucleotide messenger RNA. NCBI's taxonomy places the organism in Eukaryota, Phaeophyceae, Ectocarpales, Ectocarpaceae. The record is from the annotation of a GenBank genome assembly.